CAGACGUGUGUCGAAGACCUACUGGUGGUCCUAGAGGAGGUUCGGUGGACAUCCGGACAUGUUCAACUGGCUCGUGGCUAUUUUCAACUGGCUCGGUGCCAUGUUCAAUCUUUUUAACUUCCUUGGCUCUGAGCCCCCUCCACCGUCGAACAUGGAUAUUGGCUUUCAGGCUCUUCAAAAUCAUAUGGGCACUCUACUUCUUCUAUUUAUAUACAUGAUUAUGCACGUUGGUACAAAUUAUCUAGUAUUUUUAAAGGAUGACACCCUUGAUAUCAUGAUCUUAGAUCUCUUAAAGAAAUGGGCUGAAGGCAAUUCUAUGGACAGCAGUGAGUGCACCCUCAGACUCGUCUUCUGUCACCUGAGUCGGAUAGAACACUUACUGGAGACUGACUACUCCUCCGAGGAUUCAUCAGACCCCACCUGUGCUGGGUCUUGCCAUGAGCUGACCACCUCCUGCAGAGGUGAGGAGACCAAAGGCAUGGAGGAUGGAUAUCUGAGCAACACCGGCAAUAAUCAAAACUCAGGUGAACUGAAGAUCUCUUUUUGGACACAGCCACCUAUGGAUCAUGCACCAUGCAGUGAGCCCAUGGGUGACAGGGAGCCCUUGGGAACAUCUUCCGCUGGUAAGAAGACCAGCCAAGAGCAAUUGCCGGGACCUCAGGCAGUCAGUAUGCCAUGCUGUGAGAGUCACAUCAAAAACACCGUUGCUCACAAGCGCUGGAGACGGGCCUUCUUAAUGAUCCAAAUAGUGAGGAUGCUGGCUGCCAGCAUACCGGCAAGGCUUAAACCACCAACGUCAGCUUCCUCUCAAGCUAAGGCCAAGACUGUGACAACAACCCUCUGGUCCCCUCUUUUCUUUACGCAGAAACUCAAAACCGUCUCAGAGAGCAAGGCAGCAAAUUCUGACCGUCCACCCAUACUGAUGGUCUCCCAGGCCUUCAGACCCCCCUUUGUUACCGAGAGGGUCUGGCAGAAGCUGGAGGCUCACAUGCGCCGCAAGACCAGUCAGCGUCUGUGGGGCUUUCCUAAUCUGGUCGUCAAGUAUGUGGGAGACCAUGUGGUCCAGUUGCCCGCCGGCGACGGCAGACCUGUGCGGAAUGCUGUAAAGUCUUGGAACCCCGAGGCGCAAAAAGGCCUGUGCUUGGUGAGGGGAAGCGAAGUCUCAGAGAAAUUACAGCACCUGUCAAAACCCACCAGGAAGGAGCAAGCUGCUGUGCUGGAGUGUCACAAGCAGCUUGCCGAACACCCCGAGAUCCUGAGUGCAGCCUGUCGUCCAUCCGUUGCUCUGGAUGGUGUGUUGGGGGAGGUGACGUCACUCAAGAGGAGGCUUGAAAACAAACUCAGGAGGAAAUUCUUGGAGGUGAAACUCUGCACAAUUCCAGGGAAGGUGCUGCAGUCAUACCACGCAGCGCCCUACGUUGCUAAAGCCCAAAAGGCCCGUCCAGCUUUCACACAGCAGAGGGCUCCAUGCAAACUAAAACAGAGAGUCACAGAGACACUACCUUUCAUGUGUCAGGAAGAUCUGAACCGCAUAGAGCUCAACCUGCAACUAAAGAGCUCCGAACACCAGCAGGGGAAAUCAACAUAUUACACCCUCUCUCUAGAAAAAAUGAGAAGAUUAAACUAGAUAAAUAUUGCAAUAAAUAAACAUUUUCAUUGAAGCAUA
Messenger RNA from Sardina pilchardus (European sardine), 1666 nucleotides. RefSeq lists its product as uncharacterized. The coding region runs from base 59 to 1627 and encodes 522 amino acids. The transcript is spliced from 3 exons. NCBI's taxonomy places the organism in Eukaryota, Metazoa, Chordata, Actinopteri, Clupeiformes, Clupeidae. The record is from RefSeq and is a predicted model, not a curated record.